This is a messenger RNA of Erinaceus europaeus (western European hedgehog), 936 nucleotides long. RefSeq names its product olfactory receptor 7A10-like. Gene Ontology annotation, biological process: G protein-coupled receptor signaling pathway. Lineage: Eukaryota; Metazoa; Chordata; Mammalia; Eulipotyphla; Erinaceidae. Gene Ontology annotation, molecular function: olfactory receptor activity; G protein-coupled receptor activity. Gene Ontology annotation, cellular component: membrane. The record is from RefSeq and is a predicted model, not a curated record. The transcript has a single exon. The coding region runs from base 1 to 936 and encodes 311 amino acids.
AUGGGUUCAGAAAAUUACACUAAAAUUGUAGAAUUUCUCCUUCUGGGCUUGUCAGAGGACCCUGAGCUGCAGUCUCUCCUCUUUGGGCUCUUCCUGUCCAUGUACCUGCUCACUGUGUGGGGGAACCUUCUCCUCAUCCUGGCCGUCAGCUCAGACUCCCACCUCCACACCCCCAUGUACUUCUUCCUCUCCAACCUGUCCUUGGUGGACAUCUGCCUCACCUCCACCACCAUCCCCAAGAUGCUGUACAACAUCUGGACACAGAGCAAAGCCAUCACUUAUGCGGGCUGCAUCACACAGAUGCAUUUCUUCCUGCUGUUUGCAUAUAUGGAUGACUAUCUCUUGACCGUGAUGGCCUAUGACCGCUAUGUGGCCAUCUGUCACCCCCUGCACUACACGGUCAUCAUGAACCCCAGGUUCUCUGGACUACUGGUUCUGGGGUGCUGGGUCAUAGGGGUCCUGAGUUCCUUGCUACAUGGCUUAAUGGUUCUGAGGCUGUCUUUCUGUAUACAUUUGGAAAUCAACCACUUUUUCUGUGAAAUCAAUCAACUGCUCCAACUGGCCUGCUCUGACACGUCCAUUAAUAACAUAUUGAUCUAUUCCACAUUAGUGUUGCUAGGUGGUGUGCCCGUCUCUGGGAUCCUCUACUCUUACUCUAAGAUUGUCUUGUCCAUUUUGAGAAUCUCCUCAACCCAGGGGAAGUCUAAAGCUUUCUCCACCUGUGCCUCUCAUCUCUCUGUGGUCUCCUUAUUUUACUGCACAGUUACUGGGGUCUACAUUAGUUCUUUGGGCACUGAGAGCUCCCACUCAAGUGCUCCAGCCUCAGUGAUGUACACUGUGGUCACCCCCAUGCUGAACCCCUUCAUCUACAGUCUCAGGAACAAAGACAUCAAGGGGGCACUGAAAAGAUUCUUCCUGAUUGCCAUGAUGAGAUGA